UAUACUAUGCGGACACUUAAUGCACAAAGUUCGUACAUGAUGUCACGUUACAUCCAAAUGUAUUUAUAGACCACUUAUAAGGUGCUAGCUUAAGGUGCAAGUGUCAGCCACACAUUGACCUCGGACUGUUAUCGCAAAGUAGAAGAAGCAAAAAUAAUAAUAAUUGAGCUGUUCAAUACAAGCAACAGCAAAGCAUACUGAAAAAAGCCUCGCCGAUUUAUUAAAAUGUAUGUGGUUAGACUUAUAAUGUGCAUUACGUUUAUGGCGGCUUUGGUUGAUGUUGUUACGCCACGUGAUGAAGCUAAGCAGGAAAAAUCAUUCAGGUCCCACGCUUUUUCAAAAAAUGCGAGUAAUGAAGAUGACUUUGAAAAGGAUGAUAUCGGCUGGACUAAUAUCAACGAAGAAGUGGAUGUUGUAACACCAAUGGUCCUUUUGCAUCUGCAAAAGCUGGGUAUAGAACAUUUACAGUUGCCCGACAUGAAAGAGAGUAUAUCAAUAAAACCCCUGUUCAUCACAUACGAGGCGGGUCUCCAUUUGACUAAUGGGAUAGUCUACAACCUGUAUGGUAUAGCGCGACAUGGGGACGCGUUUAUGACGUAUGAAGGCAAAUCGUUCCUGAGCAGAUUUUAUUUAAAAAUAAAUAAACUUCAGUUCGAAUACAACUUUUUCCUUAAACUGAUGGCAAUUGAAGGAUAUGGAAAGGUUAUGGGUUCAUUGGAUGAUACGGUCGUAUAUGCCGAGUUAGCUGUAAACGUCAUCAACUCCAAGCUUCAUCUUCACGAUUUUCGUAUAAUGGAAUUCAGUAAUAUCCAUGUACAAUUAGAUCAGGCUCGGCUGAUAAGACAGCUGACUGGAAUUAUUUUAAGCCCUAUAACAAAUUUUUUUAAAGAUCGCAUAACAACCUCAAUAGCAGAUGGUCUUAAAGAUCAAAUGCAAUCAGUGAUGGAUGAUUUCAACAACGAGGAUCCGUUACAGCUACGUGAAUUUACCAAGAAAUUGUUAUCUGGAAUAACUGGAAACACGCCAGAAGAUCUUGAUUAAUACUACAUAUGUGAAUUAGUUUUUUAAGAACAAAUAUUCGUUUGAGUGGUAACAUUGUGGUUUCUGAUAAUAAACAGUUUUAUAA
Molecule: messenger RNA, 1126 nt
Organism: Drosophila persimilis
Lineage: Eukaryota; Metazoa; Arthropoda; Insecta; Diptera; Drosophilidae
Exons: 5
Coding region: 226-1041 (271 amino acids)
Source: RefSeq, a predicted model, not a curated record